Onychomys torridus (southern grasshopper mouse) is the source of this 1278-nucleotide messenger RNA. Its product is annotated as 2'-5'-oligoadenylate synthase 1A-like. Gene Ontology annotation, molecular function: double-stranded RNA binding; 2'-5'-oligoadenylate synthetase activity. Gene Ontology annotation, biological process: negative regulation of viral genome replication; regulation of ribonuclease activity; defense response to virus. The record is from RefSeq and is a predicted model, not a curated record. NCBI's taxonomy places the organism in Eukaryota, Metazoa, Chordata, Mammalia, Rodentia, Cricetidae. The transcript has 8 exons. Gene Ontology annotation, cellular component: membrane; cytosol; nucleoplasm. The coding region runs from base 1 to 1278 and encodes 425 amino acids.
AUGAAGCAAGAACUCAGCAGCACCCCAGCCAGGGAGCUGGACACGUUCAUAGAGAACGACCUCCUUCCUGACACCAGAUUCCGUGCUGAGGUCAAUGCAGCCAUCAACAUCAUAUGUGAUUUCCUGAAGAAGAGAUGCUUCCAAGGUGCCACUGACUCUGUGAUGGUCUCCAAGGUGGUGAAGAGCGGCUCCUUGGGUAAAGGCACAGAUGUCAACGGCAGGUCGGAUGCUGAGCUGGUCGUCUUUGUUAACAAUCUCAACAGUUUUGAGGAUCAGUUAAAGAAAUGGGGAGAGUUCAUCCAGGAAAUUAAGAAACAGCUGCGCAAGUUACAGUGUGAGAAUAUAAUUCGACUGGAGUUUGUCAUUAAGGGUGAACAAUGGCCCAACUCCCUGGCACUCAACUUCAGGCUGAGGUCCCCUGACCUGGAUCAGGAGAUGGAGUUUGAUGUUCUGCUCGCCUAUGAUAUCCUGGAUCAUGUCAGCAUCAACAAGAAGUCUAUGAUCAAAAUCUACAGAGAGUUCAUUGCGACUUGCACCUCCCUGGGGCUGGAGGGUGAGUUCUACACCUGCUUCACAGAGCUCCAGCAAAACUUCCUGAAGGAUCGUCCAGACAAGCUGAAGAGUCUCAUCCGCCUGGUCAAGCACUGGUACCAACUGUGUGAGGAGAAGCUAAGGAAACCGCUGCCCCACCAGUAUGCCCUGGAGCUGCUCACAGUCUAUGCCUGGGAACGUGGGAGUAGAGCCCCUGAGUUCAACACAGCCCAGGGCUUCCGGACAGUCUUGGAACUGGUCAAGAAUCAGAGGCAUCUUCGAAUCUACUGGACAGUGUCUUAUGACUUUGAAGACCAAGACAUCUCCAACUACCUGCACGGACAGCUCAGAAGAGCCAGGCCUGUGAUCCUGGACCCGGCUGAUCCAACAAGAAACGUGGCUGGUGGGAACCCAGUAGGUUGGUGGCUGCUGGCAGAAGAAGCUAGAGCCUGGCUGAAGUUCUCAUGUUUUAAGAAUUGUGAUAAUUCCACAGUGCGCUCCUGGAAGGUGCCGAUGGAGUUGGAUGUACCACAUCAGCAGCACAUUGCUCAUCCCUGCUGUUCCUGUGUGCGCCAUGUUGGUUCUGACUUACCAUCCACCAAGACAUCCCUUGUGGUUCCUUCUAAUGGCCCACAAUGGCUCCUCUUCAUGGCCAGCUUCACCAGCCUUAGACCCUCCAUGGAAACACCUCUGGACGUGUUUGUGGGGACAUUUCCAGAAAUGUCUGCCGACUGCUUCCUUCAUUGA